AUGUCUUCCGUGGCUGGGCUUGCUGGUCUCUACAUCAUGAAAAACGGCUAUCUAAGGUUGCUUCCAGGAUUCUUGAUUCUGCUGAUUUUGCCAUCGGAAUCCACAUCCUUGAACAUGAAACCCUGUGCUUGGUGGUGCGACCAAAACCCUCCAUGUGUCAACACCGAUGCCUGCCGCUGCAUUCCAGGAUUCAGUUCUGCAUCUGAGGACAGCUUCACCAGCCCCUUGAAGAGUUGCCAUGACAUCAACAAGUGUGGACCAUCAUGGAAAGUGUCCUGUGGAAUAUAUGUAGACUGCCAGAACUUUAACAACACAUGGCGUCAAUGCAGAGGAAACAGAACUCUUUCUCAAAAAGAAUUUGAGAAUGAGUGUACUAACAAAACACUUGAACUCAAUCUACUCCUGCUGAAGACAAUGAAGAAUGCAGUCCAGAAACUUAAAAAGAUCUCCAUCCACACCUGGACCGCACCCUCAAGUAUCAACAGCUCGACACUCUCCUGCUUCUUCAACAGAGUCCAGAAUCUUAGUGAAAACAUGGAGUCAGUCCCUGUCCAGGACACUAUCCAGAACCUCAUACAGGGGGUGGAUGAAAUGCUGGAGGCCCCCCGGGACCUGGAAACCCUGCCCAGCUCAGAGCAGCACCUUGUGGCCUCUAACCUGCUCAUUGGCCUGGAAACUGUCUUGAGAGGACUGAGCAGGUCCCUGGACAAUGAGUCACUGCACUUCAGUUCACCUUCAGGCACAGAAAUGUCACUGAAGGCACUGGAUAAAGAAGAUAAGAAUGUCACCUUGAUUCAGAAUAACAUAAAGAUGAUACUGAUCUGGGAUGCAGUGCAUGAAUCUAAUGACUCAGGUCCCAUGGUGGUGGGCCUUGUCUCCAUGCCUGGGAUUGAAAAGUUGCUGGAUAAAGUCCCCCUGAUAGUGGAUGCUGAGGAACAGGCAGUUCCACAUGAGACACACAAGGAAUUGCUGCAGGAAACUCCCCCUAUCCUGCUGUCAGAUGUCAUAUCCGUUUUCAUCAGCAACAGUAACACACAGAACCUCAGUUCCCCAGUCAAAUUUGUCUUCAAACAUUCAAGGACCCCUGAAACAAAGGGGAAGGUGCACUGUGUCUUCUGGGAGCAGGGCCAGAAUGGAAGUGGCCACUGGGCAACCAGAGGCUGCAGGACGAUGGACAGCCGAGACGACAGCACCACCUGCCAGUGCACCCACUUCAGCAGCUUUGCUGUCCUCAUGGCCUACUACGAUGUGCAGGAGGAGGAUCCCACACUGACUGUGAUCACCUACGUGGGACUGAGCCUUUCUCUGCUGUGCCUCCUCCUGGCGGCCCUCACCUUCCUGCUGUGCAAAGCCAUCCAGAACACCAGCACCUCGCUCCACUUGCAACUCUCACUCUGCCUCUUCCUGGCCCACCUGCUCUUCCUGACAGCCAUCGACAGAACUGAGAGCAAGGUGCUGUGUACCAUCAUUGCGGGUGCCUUACACUAUCUCUACCUGGCCUCCUUCACCUGGAUGCUGCUGGAGGGUCUGCAGCUCUUCCUCACUGCCCGCAACCUGACGGUGGUCAACUACUCCAGUGUCAACAGGUUCAUGAAGAAGUUCACGUUCCCAGUGGGCUACGGAGUCCCGGCUGUGAUUGUGGCCAUUUCUUCUGCAUCCAGGCCUCAUCUUUAUGGAACACCCAAACGGAUGCUAACAUUCAAAGCCACAGCUCAGCUCUUUAUCUUGGGAUGUACAUGGUGUCUGGGAAUCCUGCAGGUGGGACCAGCUCCACAAGUCAUGGCCUACCUCUUCACCAUCAUCAACAGCCUGCAGGGUUUCUUCAUCUUCCUGGUGUACUGCCUCCUCAGCCAGCAGGUGCAAGAGCAAUACAAGAUAUGGUUCAAAGGGAUCAAGAAAAAGAAAACUGAGUCUGAGGAGUACACACUCUCCAGCAGGGCCAUGUCGGAACCCUCUAAACACAGUGAGGUCUGUGUCCCUGCUUUGCUGGAGAGUUAG
Messenger RNA from Cervus elaphus (red deer), 1998 nucleotides. Its product is annotated as adhesion G protein-coupled receptor E2-like. The record is from RefSeq and is a predicted model, not a curated record. Gene Ontology annotation, molecular function: G protein-coupled receptor activity. Bases 1 to 1998 code for a protein of 665 amino acids. Lineage: Eukaryota; Metazoa; Chordata; Mammalia; Artiodactyla; Cervidae. Gene Ontology annotation, cellular component: membrane. The transcript is spliced from 16 exons. Gene Ontology annotation, biological process: cell surface receptor signaling pathway; adenylate cyclase-activating G protein-coupled receptor signaling pathway.